Molecule: messenger RNA, 2114 nt
Organism: Rhea pennata
Lineage: Eukaryota; Metazoa; Chordata; Aves; Rheiformes; Rheidae
Gene: FDXACB1
Product: ferredoxin-fold anticodon binding domain containing 1
Exons: 5
Coding region: 34-1911 (625 amino acids)
Biological process (GO): rRNA base methylation
Cellular component (GO): cytoplasm
Molecular function (GO): rRNA (uridine-N3-)-methyltransferase activity
Source: RefSeq, a predicted model, not a curated record
UGCCGCAAGCGGCGGCGGCGGCUCCGCGCCGGGAUGCGGUCGGGGCGCCGCGUCCUGCUCCUCGGCGAGGGCAACUUCUCCUUCGCGGCCGCCCUCUGCGGAGCCGCCGCCGCCCGCCUCGUGGCCACCUGCUACGAGGCCGAAGAGGAGGUGUCCGGGCGGGCGCUGGCGGCCGAAAACAUCCGGCGGCUGCGGGAGAGAGGAGCCGAAGUUCUGUUUUCUGUGGACUGCACCAAGCUGAAGGACUACUUCUUACCAGCAGAUGGAGCGUUUUCGUGUAUUUAUUUCAACUUCCCUCACUGUGGGAAAAAAGCUGGAGUGAAGAAGAACAGAGAGCUGCUUGCCCGGUUUUUCUCUAGCUGUGCAGAUGUGCUGGCAGAGAAAGGUGAGGUCCAUGUGGCACUUUGCAACGGGCAGGGAGGGACACCUGCUGAUCAGCCAAGGAGAGCAUGGCACAACAGCUGGCAAAUAGUGUCUGUGGCAGCAGGAGCCAGAUUUAUCUUGAGUGAUGUUCAUCCCUUCAAUGCAGAGAAUAUUCGUGGAUAUAAAUGUACAGGCUACAGGAGUCAGGAUAAAUCUUUCGGUGUAGAGGGUGCUUUAAACCACAUUUUCACACAAAGCACACCAUUUCCACGUCUUAAACCUAUGAUCUGCCAGAUGGAACUGGGAAGCAGAAGAGUUUCUUUUCAAGUACCACAAGUGCUUGUGGAUAAAAUUAACAGGGGUUUCCUAGAACUAAAUUCGGAACAUCCAGUAAGAACAGUCAAGGAGAAGCUCACUGCAGAGCUCAGCCAAGUCUUUCCAAUACAAAGCAUUGACUGCUCCCUUCCUCUGCUCCACCAAGGUCACAUCAAUGGUGUUUGUCGUUCAAAUGUCUUUUGGAUCAUUCCCAACCCAGAGCAGAGUGCCAGCACUGAACAAAUGGUUAAUGGACCGGCAAAUUCAGUGUUAUUUUCCCACACUGAUUUUUGCAAGGACACGGAUGAGCAUGGCUGGAUGAACGUACAAGAGGGCAACCUAAUUUCAGAACAGUAUUUCCUUAGACCUUCCCUGCUGCUUUAUGUUCAGACGCUAAUCGAAAGAGCAGCAUUUCUGCCCGGAACACUUUAUGUUCUUUCUGGACCUGUUUUCAGGAAAUGUCUUCUCUCUCUUCAUUCUCUGCCUGUUUUUCAUGAGGCAGUGUUUGUAUGUGCAGUUGACAAGGGUAUGGAGAACAGCUGUAUCCACAUGUUGGUGGAUACCAUUAGGAGUGGCAUAUAUUCACUUCACCAGACUGUUUCUGAUCGUAAAUUGAACGUCACUCUGCAGGAAGCAACAAGCUUUGAAACAACAGAGCUAAAAGACUUUGCUGCUUUUGAAGCUCAGGUUACUAAAAUUCAAUACCUGGUUCGUGUGGAAAUGGAUGCUUUAGGCUCCUAUGAGAAGGGCUAUUGUGUGGGAAGUGUGAGCACAGCUUGUGAUGGACCAAAGAGCAGUGAUUUGGUGGCUGUGUUUGCAUCAGUGAAUCUUGACCUCCUAGCCAUGCUGAUCUGUGGAAUAGCUGAUUGGCGAAUGCUCUGGACAUCAGAUGAGCGCUUCCUCAGACAGUUUCCUGGAGGAGAGUUAAGGCCUUUCAAGAGUUUUUCUCUCUAUCCGCCUUCCUAUGUGCAUGAUGUCAGCUUUUGGGUUCCUGAUAGGGAACAGUUUGAUGAAGUUGCUUUUCACACCAUUGCCAGGCAGGUGUCACAUGAAACAGUUGUAUCCAUCCAGUUAAUUGACAGUUUCCAGCAUUUGGAGACUGCGCGGAAGAGCCUCUGCUACAGACUGACCUAUCAGUCCUGUGACAAGGCAUUGAGCUGCCAGGAGGUGGCAGAAAUGCAACUGCUUUUUCGGAAGGAAAUACAGCACUGCUUGCGUGUGACUCUUCGGUAAACCACUGAAAGCUGUCUUCAGCCUCUCAGCAGCACCUGUAAUUGUUGCUGGUCUGGAAAAUGUGAACUGCAUUUGUUGAACCUAACACUGUGUGGUGUUGCAAUGCCUUUUAUAAAGGUGCUGUGGACUUAAUUGAUGCAUCUGCAUGCAUUUUAAAUAUGAAAAUUCCUGUUAGAAGUAACAAAGACCAUGUGCCUUCCUGU